Molecule: messenger RNA, 2567 nt
Organism: Onychostoma macrolepis
Lineage: Eukaryota; Metazoa; Chordata; Actinopteri; Cypriniformes; Cyprinidae
Gene: bhlha15
Product: basic helix-loop-helix family, member a15
Exons: 2
Coding region: 2013-2567 (184 amino acids)
Molecular function (GO): protein dimerization activity
Source: RefSeq, a predicted model, not a curated record
UGAACAGUUGUAAACUAUAGAAGGUGCGUUAUACACGAGGUGCAAUUUAUCAGUACUACCAAGUGCUGAUAAACUAGACUACUACUAGUGAAUACCUGGAUGGAUUUGCAUGAAUGUUAGUUGUGUUUGUACAGUUUUUAUGCCUGCUGCUGUUUUCUGAGCUCUGUCUGUAAUGCUUUGCUCGCAGGCAGAUUGUUAUCAGUGUAAGUGGUGUAUACCGGAGGUUCCACACUGAAUAAACUGAGGGUUGGGAUAGAAACUGUUUCCAUAGUCUCAGCAUUGAGACCGGAGCAGGGAGUAAGUCUUGCCCAGCUCGACCAAGGCCAUCAGUGAUGUGGGGGAGGGAACAUUUGAGCUGAUAGCUGCUGUGAGUUAAACAGGUGUGAAAUGUACUUGUUCCCAGAAACUAUGUGAAAAUGUCCUGUUUGUCCAACACCGCGUUACUUGUGCCUUAAUAUUAUGUCAAAUGUUAAAAGUGUGCAUCCAUCCCUGACUCAAAAUCAUGUUUGCAGUUUUGCUUCAUGCAACGCUGUAAAGAAAGCUCAAAAACACAAUUUUAAGAUCAGAAUAAGAGACUUAUCUUAACGCAGGCACACUUAGAACAGGUUCGCUGUACUCAGAUACAAAAUAAACAUGUCUGUGUUUGAUCUGUCUGAUACCACAGUUUAUGAAAAGGGUGUUUCUUUGCACACAUCUACACUUCUACAAAUAAAGGAUCCAGUAAGAAGCCUGAUCCUAUUGGAAAGGUUCAAAAGGUUCCACAAAGGAUUUUGUUCUUUAGACUACCAUGAUUCUGGUCUCUCAAAUUUCAUUUCAAAUUUAUUUAUAUAUAUAUUUUUUAUUAUAUUUAUUUAAAUAACUUUAAGUCACUUCAAAACCUAUAUAUUAGACACAUUUUCUUUCCUGAAACAGGAAAUGAGAUUAAUCACAAUCACUUAUUUGAAUCGCUCUGUCAAAUACAUACAUGUAAUCGCAAAUGUAACAAAGUAAAAGCAGAAUAAACUAUUUUCUGUUUUCCCCUGGUUUAAAAACAUAGCUUUAAUGAAGAAUGUAGAAACCAAUACAGUGAUCUGAAGAGCCUAAUGUCAAAAACUAAAUGAAUACAAGUCGGAAAGAGCUUUAUUACCAAGUAUGUUUACACACACAAGGAAUUUGACUUUAGGACAGUGCAAAUAGUGCAACAUACAUAAUAACACAGUAGAGAUGGAAUAUAAUAAUAUACAGAAAAACAGAAAAUUAAAUAAUGCACUAUAUACAGACGUAGAAGUGUAGAAAAAUUGUGAUUGUGUGAAUAAAUAAUAAAUAAAUACAAAUAGGCCUAUUAAUCUCCAAAGAACCAUAUACGUUCAAGAAUGCAUCACCAUAAAGUAAAGCUCUGAAAAGUGCUUAAAUGAUAUGUAUGCAAGGCCCAUUUGAAAUGCAAAGAUAUAAGCAAAUAUUUCACUUGAUAAAGUACCAUGGAAAUAGUACAACUUAAUCAUCUGCAUGAACCCACCACUACCACGUCUGUAUUUUUCUUUCUUUCUUUCUUGCAAAAAUAAAAUAAUUAAUCUAAAUAAACUUAUGUAUGUUCAUCAGUGGAAAGUCCCAACUAAUGUAAUGCAACAUUAUGUGAUUUGAAUUGUCAACUCCGUCCACAGCUUUAAAACAAAAGCAUUAAGAGUGCACACUGCAUAUACCACCUGCAGCAGCAGACCCGCUAUUAUCAUCAUCUGAAAGCCUGCACAGAGUUUCAGAUCGCUAUUUCCGAUGCUUGCGCCAGCUCAUGGGUGACUCGAGACGAAACGGAUCCCUCCUUUGAUUGGCCACAAAAGCGCUACGUGGACAUCGAGCAGCAACAGGUAGAGCGCGUGACCGUUAUCAUUUCAUUCUGUCUGCGGCUGUCAGGAAGACUACAGCGCCUCGCGUCAACUCAUUAUCGCUCUCCGCAAGCCUCUUAUCGCGCUCACAUCACCACGAGUUUGGUGGACAUUUAUUUCGAGGGCCUACACCAGGGUGUGGGUGAGUCAAGUAUGAAGUCCAAAGGAAAGGGGUCAAAGCGGGGCAGACAGUCUUGGACAGAGCAGGACGACCCAGACUUUACACUGGAAACGGAGCCAGGUUCCAGCGAGCAGGAAGGUUCAGAGGCGUCCGUGAGGCUGGGAGGCACAUGGAGAACAUUGAGGGGCGAGAGGCACGGUGGUUCCCGCGUGGGCACACGUCGCAGGCGGCAGCACGGCAGCGCUAAGGAACGCAACGUCCGCAGGCUGGAGAGUAACGAGAGAGAGAGGCAGAGGAUGCACAAACUCAACAACGCCUUUCAGGCCCUACGGGAGGCCAUUCCUCACGUCAAAACAGACAAGAAACUUUCCAAGAUUGAGACUCUCACGCUGGCAAAGAACUACAUCAAGGCCUUAACCACAAUCAUCCUGGGCAUGUCAAAUGCCUGCCUGCCUCACCCUGAGAGUGACAUGGCGACUCAUGCCUCCCGGCUCCUGCAGUGCUAUCAGCAGCAUCUACAGGAGGAGGGAGAGGAGGAUUUGUCCAACUACCUGAGCCACAUUCACAGCUUCAACCAGGACAGCUAA